Molecule: messenger RNA, 1019 nt
Organism: Poecilia latipinna (sailfin molly)
Lineage: Eukaryota; Metazoa; Chordata; Actinopteri; Cyprinodontiformes; Poeciliidae
Product: spindlin-1-like
Exons: 5
Coding region: 171-890 (239 amino acids)
Biological process (GO): gamete generation
Source: RefSeq, a predicted model, not a curated record
UUGUAGUUCCUAAAACAGUGUCGCUUCCGUGUAGCCUACGUUAGGUGGAGGAAUCCGCUCAGCAAACACAAAUCACAUGUGAAAUUAUUGAUCGGGCAGGACAAACGACUUCUCCUGACGGCUCUUGAACAUUUGACCCGUCGUCCUGGGCCGUGUGAAUUUAUGGAAACAUGUCAAAGAAACGCGGCAGGAAGCGUAGCAGUGGAGAGCUGAGUGAAAGCUUGGCGUCGACCUCGAGCCCGGACCCGGAUAACCUCUUGGGCCGCAGGAUCCAGCACACUUGGAGGGAAAAGGGCAAUGUGACCAAAUGGAAAGGCACGGUCCUGGAGCGCCUCACCGUCAACAACUCCCUCUACAUGGUCAAAUACGACGGCUUUGACUGCGUUUACGGCAUCGAGCUCUUCAAAGACAACCGGGUGUCCAACCUGCAGGUUUUGGCAGAGAAAGUCGUAAACAAUAAGAUCAAGGUGCCUCCGGGGGCCGAGGAGCUCGUGGGUCGAGCGGUGGAGCAUCUGUUCGAGAAGGAGGACGGGGAGAAAAACGAGUGGCGGGGCAUGGUCCUGUCCCGAGCCCCCAUCAUGACCCACUGGUAUUACAUCACCUACGAGAAGGACCCGGUGCUGUACAUGUACCAGCUGUGGGACGACUACAAAGACGGAGAUCUCCGUGUCCUGCCGGAGUCAGAGAACAAACACCUGCUGCCGGCUGACAGGAAGCCAGGUGAGGAGCCAGAGAGCCUUGUGGGUAAACAGGUGGAGUACGUGACAGACAACGGCCUGAAGAGGACGGGGCUGGUCAUCUACCAGGUCCCGGCGAAGCCCACCGUUUAUUACAUCAAAUACGACGAUGACGUCCACAUUCACGUCUAUGACCUGGUGAAGACCACCUAAAAACUGCCCCCGUUUCGGCCUGCGCUCAUGGCUUUCGCUCCCUCUCGCCCGUCGUUACCUGUUCAAGUGUUAAAGAUGGACGUUUUUUUUUUUUUUUUUUUUCUGCAGCGGGAGGAGAAAUGUCCAACU